AUGGAAAAAAAAAAACGAAGUGGAACAUCUUCCACAUUUAAGGAAAUUCCGAGUUUCAAUAAAUCUUACUUAGACCUAAGUACUUAUAGCAAAGAUAAUUAUGGAAAGCAAAAUUCUAUUAACAACACAAAUGAGGUUUUUGAAUUUUUCACUAGUAUUACAAACAACCAAAAGGAUAUAAGCAAGAAGUAUGAACAAUUAUUUUCCUUAAUUAAAAAAUUCGGAAAGGAAAUUAAAUAUUUGCUAAAUAAAAAUAAUGAAUAUAAUGGCAUUAUCAUCGAUACAAAAGAAUGCGUUAAAAAAAUAAAAGAGAAGCUAAGUGACGCUUCUUACAAGGAAUUUGAAAACUUAGAAGGAGAAUUACUUAAAGAUAAGAACAAUAUAGACGUGAUAGGAAAAAUAGUAUCCUACCUUUGGGAAGAAGUUGGAUACUGCAAUAAAAAUUCCAUUGAAUGGAAUGAAAAAAUUGAGGAAUUAAAAAAAUAUAUAGGUAGUAAAGAUGAGUUUCUAAAACUAGAAAGGAAACUAACCUUAACAAGUGAAGAAUUGAAAAAAGAAAUGGUAUAUAAUAUGAGUUCAUUAAAAGAGCAACAAGAUUUGAAAAUAAAAAUUAAAGAAGACAGAAAUAUGUAUAGAAAUGACAUACAAAAUAUGGAACAAAAAUUUUUGUACGUCAUUUUAAAGUUUAUAUUAAGAGAUAAAAAAUAUAAAACACAGAAAUUUUUUUUCCUUUUUUGGUUAAACAUAAUCAGAAAUAAAAAGGACACAAUGAACAACAUAAUAUCUUGUAUUGCUAAAAAGCAACAGUAUUUAUUAUACUCUUGUUUCACAAAGUUAAAGAACAAUUCUUUUGAAAAAUAUUUAAUCGAUAAAAUUAUUAGUAUGGUCGAUUUCCCGUUACGUGGCAACACCUAUGCAGAAAAAGGAACCCCUAGGAAAACAUAUUACAGUCACAAUUCUAGCUAUAAUAACGACCACAAUAUCGAUCUGGACAAGGAUCGAAGCAAUGAUCGAAGCAACAAUAGUAAUAUCAAUGAAAGCAGUAAUAACAAUGGAAAUAGUAAUAACAAUGGAAACAGUAAUAACAAUGGAAGCAGUAAUAACAAUGAAAGUAGUAAUAACAAUUAUUACAAGAAUCAUAAUAGUAUACGCAACAGCCCGAAGGAUAGGAACAAAAGCAGCGUCUUCCCCAUUUUAGUCAACAGUUAUAAAAACAAAAAUAGUGAUCAUGCAUCUCCCAUCAAUUAUGACCGUGUUCAUAGCAGGUCCAGGAAACAUAACGAAUCAAUUAUUAAUUACGAAAAAGAAAACAGUUCUGCCACACGAAAAAGCGAUAUAACAACACAUAUGUAUGAUUCACUAGAGGAUUUCACGUCUGCAAAAAGAGACACACAACAGUUUGGUAGUGGCAGUGAGGAUGGAAGAAAGAACAACAAUCAUCACAAGGGAAGCCACCACAGUGGUAGCGGUAAUAAUAAUAGCACAAAUAGCUGCUGUGAUAAAAACAGCUCAUAUAAAAGAAACAUGUCCUAUAAAAGAAACAGCUCAUGUAACAAAAAGAGCACAUACAACCAAAGCAAUGCAUGUGACGAAAUGAAAGGUACUGAUGAGUGUUACGAUAGAGAGUCUACUUAUCAUAUCGAAAAGAUGUACAACAAUUUCUCUCGUCAGAUGGAAGAAAAGGCAGACAAAAAAAGUGUAGAUAUGAUACACCAAACAAUAAAAAAAAUGAACAAUAAAAUUAAUGAUAUACGGGAUACAUUGGAGAAGAAAAACAAAAUGAUAAGAAAUGAGGAAUUCUUCAAAAAUACAACAUCUGAGAUAUUUUCUUUAAAUCAUAAAAAUGGAUCAAAUAAAAAAUAUUCGGAUACGGAUUAUAACAAUUCCAUAGAAAACAAUUCCUUAAGCAUUCCCACAGAAAGAGCUCUAAGUGGGUACUUAUUAAAUAAAAACAAGUCAAGAAACAUAAGUACUAGUGAAGUAAAUAGGUCAAAAGGAUUGAAGAAGAAAAGUGAAGAUUUUCAAAAAAUGAAUAGUGACUAUGAUAAUCGCCCAAAAAAAUAUGAUAGCAUUGCACACAAAGAGACUUAUGAUAAUAUGGAAAAAUGGAACUUAAAUAAUGAUAAAUAUUCCAAAAAUAAUUCUAUGGAUGUGCCACGCAUCGACGAGAAUUACCUCUACCAAAGGCUCUCCAAAAAUAACACACGCAGUGGUUCACGUGUCAAGAAUGAUGGUACCCGUUACGAUGGGGGAAGUAAAUAUAGUGCAGCCUAUACCAGCAAGGAGGUAUUCAAAGGAGACUCCAAAGGAGACUACAAAGGUGAUUACAAAAGAUAUUACAAAGGUGACUCCAAAGGUGAGUACAAAGGAAAUGUCGGGCGUGAUACCGAACUUGGUACCAGAAUAGACACUACCCAUGACAGCCAUAAGGGGAAGUACAACAAACGGGAGAUAAUCGAAAGUAACAAUGAUAACUGUUCACCAUCGGACAUUAAGCUCAUUUUAAGGACAGGAGGUGGGUUUCGAAAACUUAGUGAGCAUUGUCAAAAAAAUUAUAUAGAAAAAUUGAAUUACUUGAAUGAUAAUAAUUUGUUGGGGUACGAAACAAAUUUGAACAUCAAAAUAAAAGGACAUCCCUUUAUACAUAAUGUUACCGACAACAAACAAAAUACGCAGAAAAAGGAGAAAAGACACAGAUCACUUUCAAAGUUUUAUAAUAUGCAUUAA
Messenger RNA from Plasmodium gonderi, 2727 nucleotides. RefSeq lists its product as hypothetical. The transcript has 2 exons. The record is from RefSeq and is a predicted model, not a curated record. The coding region runs from base 1 to 2727 and encodes 908 amino acids. Lineage: Eukaryota; Apicomplexa; Aconoidasida; Haemosporida; Plasmodiidae.